Molecule: messenger RNA, 2960 nt
Organism: Xiphophorus hellerii (green swordtail)
Lineage: Eukaryota; Metazoa; Chordata; Actinopteri; Cyprinodontiformes; Poeciliidae
Gene: pi4kb
Product: phosphatidylinositol 4-kinase, catalytic, beta
Exons: 13
Coding region: 161-2686 (841 amino acids)
Biological process (GO): phosphatidylinositol phosphate biosynthetic process; phosphatidylinositol-mediated signaling
Cellular component (GO): membrane; cytoplasm
Molecular function (GO): 1-phosphatidylinositol 4-kinase activity
Source: RefSeq, a predicted model, not a curated record
AGAGAAGCGAAGAGAGAAGAGGAGCCGCUGCGCCUCCUGCUGGCUGGCAGCGGAGAUGACGCUCAAACGGAAUAAAUGGAGUCAACAAACUGCACGUGAGGCGUUAUUUCGGCGCAACUGAGUUGUCAACAGUGGCGGUGGGUGGAGCCUCUUGGCAGCCAUGAUGGCGGACCCUCAGGACGAAACUUCCCCCGCCAGCUCUGAGCCGAACAGCCCCUCCCUCUCUAUUUGCUCCUCCCCCUCCCAGUCCCUGCCCUCCACCCCCUCGUCAUGCGGCCCCCCCCGCCCCGCCUCGCCACCUUUGGGCGUCAUCAGCGAGGGAGGCGGCGAGCUGAGCCUGGUCAUAGACGCUGAGGUGGCGCAGCGGGCGUGUCAGGAGGUCCUGCAGAAGGUGAAGCUGCGUCAGGUGGACGCCGCCGCCGGUCCCGCCCCAGGCUCGCAGCACAACGGACCGUCCCCGGACCGCGGCGUCCCCGCCAUCAAACCGCCGCAGAUCCGUGAAGAGGACGACCCGGAGGGACCGGCGACCGGGUCAGUGAAGAGCGCCCGGCGGCGCCAGAGACACAACCCAUCCAAGCAGUCGUGGCUGCUGCGGCUGUUCGAGUCAAAGCUGUUUGACGUCUCCAUGGCAAUCUCCUACCUGCACAGCUCCAAGGAGCCGGGUGUGCAGGCGUACAUCGGGAACCGGCUGUUCAGCUUCCCGCACGACGACGUGGAUUUCUAUCUGCCGCAGCUGCUCAACAUGUACAUCCACAUGGACGAGGACGUCGGCGACGCCAUCAAGCCUUACCUGGUGCACCGCUGCAGACAGAGCAUCUCCUUCAGCCUGCAGUGCGCCUGGCUGCUGGGCGCCUACUCCUCCGAUAUGCACAUCUCCACGCAGCGCCACUCCCGGGGCUCCAAGCUCAGGAAGCUCAUCCUGUCCGACGAGCUGAAGCCGUCGGGGCCGCGGGCACGCAGGGAGCUGACGCUGACGCCGUUCUGCCUGGCGGCAGCCCCCGGGGGCCCAGCGGCGGACCACGGCCUGUCUCCGUCCAAACGGACCCAUCAGCGCUCCAAAUCGGACGCCACGGUCAGCAUCAGCCUGAGCAGCAACCUGAAGAGAACAGCCAGCAACCCCAAGGUGGAGAGCAGCCAGGACGAGGACAGCGGCUCCAGCUCCGACAGUCUGGAGUUGGAUUCUGGUCCCCCGGUGCGCCUGGCUCCGCAGCGGGAGUUCAUGAAGUCCCUGAUGGGCAUCGGGAAGCGUCUGGCCACGCUGCCCACCAAGGAGCAGAAGACGCAGCGGCUGAUCUCAGAGCUGUCGCUGCUCAACCACAAGCUGCCGGCGCGCGUCUGGCUGCCCACCGCCGCCUUCGACCAUCACGUGGUCCGCGUUCCGCACACGCAGGCCGUGGUGCUCAACUCCAAGGACAAGGCUCCCUACCUGAUCUACGUGGAGGUUCUGGAGUGCGAGAACUUUGAGACGUCCAGCGUUCCGAUGCGGAUCCCAGAGAACCGGAUCAGGAGCACCCGGUCGGUGGAGAACCUGCCGGACUGUGGCAUGAUGGCGGAGCAGCGAGCCGGGAGCUUCUCCGUCGUCCCGAACUACGACAAUGACGACGAAGCCUGGUCUGUGGAUGACAUUGGAGAGCUGCAGGUGGAGCUCCCAGAAGGCCACACCAACAGCUGCGAUAACAUCAGCCAGUUCUCGGUGGACAGCAUCACCAGCCUGGACAGCAAGGAGCCCGUCUUCAUCGCCGCCGGGGACAUCAGGCGGCGCCUAUCGGAGCAGCUAGCGCAGGCCCCCACCACCUUCAGGCGGGACCCGGAGGACCCGUCUGCCGUGGCCCUCAAGGAGCCCUGGGAGGAGAAAGUCCGGAGGAUCAGGGAGGGCUCGCCCUACGGACACCUCCCCACCUGGAGGCUGCUGUCCGUCAUUGUCAAGUGUGGAGACGACCUGCGGCAGGAGCUGCUGGCCUUCCAGGUGCUGCAGCAGCUCAAGUCCAUCUGGGAGCAGGAGCGCGUGCCGCUGUGGAUCCGGCCCUACAAGAUCGUGGUUCUGUCGGCGGACAGCGGGAUGAUCGAGCCGGUGGUCAACGCCGUGUCCAUCCACCAGGUGAAGAAGCAGAGCCAGCUGUCGCUGCUGGACUACUUCCUGCAGGAGCACGGCGCCCCCACCACCGAGAACUUCCUGUCCGCCCAGAGGAACUUCGUCCGCAGCUGCGCCGGCUACAGCCUCAUCUGCUACCUGCUGCAGGUCAAGGACAGGCACAACGGGAACAUCCUGCUGGACGCCGACGGACACAUCAUCCACAUCGACUUCGGCUUCAUCCUGUCCAGCUCGCCCAGGAACCUCGGCUUCGAGACGUCCGCCUUCAAGCUCACCGCAGAGUUUGUGGAGGUGAUGGGCGGUCCAGAUGGAGACAUGUUUAACUACUACAGGAUGCUGAUGCUCCAGGGUCUGAUUGCAGCCAGGAAGCACAUGGACCGGGUUCUGCAGAUAGUGGAGAUCAUGCAGCAAGGCUCCCAGCUGCCCUGCUUCCACGGCUCCAGCACCAUGCGGGGCCUGAAGGAGCGUUUCCACAUGAGCCUGACGGAGGAGCAGCUGCAGCUGCUGGUGGACCAGCUGGUGGACGGCUCCAUGCGCUCGCUCACCACCAAGCUGUACGACGGCUUCCAGUACCUCACCAACGGCAUCAUGUGACCCCGUGUGACCCCGGCAUCAUGUGACCCCGGCCACGCUUCUUCGUCUUCUGUUAUUCCAGAUUUUUGUUCGUGUUUCCUUUAGAAGUUUUCUUUCCUCUUCAUCAUCUGUGUGUCUUCCUCUUCCUCCUUGUUUCCAUAUUUGGACAGAGGCUGCUCAUUGGCUGUUCAGCAGGACUUUUAGCCAAUCACAGAGCAGCCCAGUUUUAGUUGAACUGUGAAAUGUGAGCAGGUGGUUUCCAGGUAUGAACAUCAAUAAAAGUAGCCGGUGUCCA